UGGAGGCAGGGGGAGGGGAGGUGUGGCAGCACCACAACACAGCAAUGAAGCAGAGGGUGCGCGGGGAGGGAUCCGGUGGAGAAAUGGCAGGCAUGCAAAUCGCUUGACAUGACAUGACGCGCGUUGGCGGUGCAGCCCCAGCCAGCAGUGGAGCCGAGCCAAGCCAAAGCAGCGCAACGCGCCAGGCGCCCAACAACCGAGCGAGCGACGAGAGCGAACGGAGGACGUCGUCUUCGCGCUGGUCGUCGUCGUCGGUGUCAUUCAUGCACUCACUCUCUCGCGCACUCGCUCGCCCGCUCUCCGGCCUCGACUUCGGCCCCUCGGUCCUGAUCAAUCUAUUGCCACUAGUCGCUAUUCUGGUUCGUAAUUCCGCUCCCUCGAGCGACCGUCGCCUCCCAUCGUUGGGCUCGUCCGUCACUUUCGCCGCGCCGUGACGCCGUCUGCUUUUCUUCGCCCGCCCCCUCUCAUUCCAUUCCUCUCUUUUCUUCUUGCUGCCUGGCUCGCGGCCACGCCACGCCUCGCCUCGAGACGCCACGAGACGGAGACGGAGACGAAGACGAAGACUAGGACGAGGACGAGGACGACGAUCACUCCCGCAGUGAGCGAGGAAGCGAGGUAUGGAAUGAGGAGGAGUUGCGUCUUAGGGUGCGGAGGGAGGGAGGCCGACCGCAUGUGCGAGGCGACGGGAGGUCGGCGAGCCGAGACAGGUGGAGCGACGCUACGCGAGGCCCGUGAGGCAGCGCGAGGCGGAUUUUCGCGUUGUUUGUUCGACAGGGAUUUCGUUCCGCGUGAUUCGGUGAGCCGGGAGAGGAGGCGAGAGGAAGCACGGCCUCGGAGUUGCCGGAGAGUAAGCCCGGAAGGAUUGUGGUUGGCGUGAUCAGAGAGCUGGAGCUGUGGAGCUCGUUAUGUCUUAGGGUUUUAGAAAUUCUGAGGUGGCGGGCCAGUUGGAAUCGCUCUACGAGGAAUCCCGGGUAGAAACGCUAGCUUGGGUAAAUUUCGAUGAAUUUUCGGAGGAUUCGUGGCCCGAGCGUUUGAACCGACCUGAGAGCGGACUUUUUCUCCGAGAUUACAGGUUGUGGAUUUUGGAACUCAGGAGGUUGAACAAGCAUUGUUCCGUCUCCACAUCAUCGCUUACUGUUAUGUGGGUGUCGCGCCAACAAAGUCUUAAAGCAAAAGCUGCCCCAAAACUAUAGCUUUGUGGGCGGUCCUCCCUCAUGCUGUAUGGCGCUCACUCUCUUCCCGGCGUACCAUCAUGCAUUCAAAUUUGACGGUGGACACUUGGCAAUGAAUUGAAGUGCCUGUCAUACCUCUGAGCUGACUGAUGCAAAUCGCGUGUGUCUGAAUUGAAACUCCCGGCUUAGCUCUCGUGUUUUCAAGGAGGUCAGGAGCAUGCCCUGCUAAUUAGAAUCGGUGACGGAACAGUCAUCGGUGAGCUGCGGAUGGCUGCUAUGGAUUCUUAGGGACGAAAAUGCCGGCAUGUAUCUUGGGGCACCUGGAGAGGUUUAAAGCUUGUUCGAGGAAGAAGCCGAGGUUAUUGCAAAGAGCACACUCACCGAAGUUUUUAGAGAAUCUGAUUGCUCAGUUAGGUAACCGCGACUUACUCGCCACGUGUUCUGCAUCACCAGCCGUGAAAAGCUUUGGUAGAGUUUUCCGCGCUUCAUCGAAUUGGAAAAGCUCACAGAGUUCCACAAGCAGUUGAUUGCGGCUUUCGACUACAGGUCGGAGGGUACACUAUUACCUGGUAGAAGAUCGGAGAAGUUUUCUUCUCCAGCUCGUGUUUGACGGAUGACAUGGUGGGACACGAUCAGCCAGUCAAGAAUGAAUUAUUUGAAAGACUGCCUGAGGUCAUCAUUUUCUUGAAGAUGUGGAGUCCUUUCAAAGAUCUCGAGGAUUGCUGAAGACAUUAUGUGAUGCCCACAUUUUAGCCUAUUUCCGGAGUUAGGGUUGUUCAUCAUUUACAAUACCUGGCUCAAUGGCGAAGUUAUGGAGAUCCCUGACUCUGCUGAUGACCCUAAUGGUGGUCAUAGCAGUAGUUGCAGGAACGGUCACUUCUCCUCCCGGUCUUCCUGGUUGUACAUGUGAGGAUGAAGUCUGGGCCUCUGCAGAUGAGAGCAUGACUCGGUGUCAGCUUGCCAGUGACUUUCUAAUCGCCCUAGCCUAUUUCUCAAUACCCUUGGAGCUGGUCUACUUUGUGAGUUGUUCUCACAUGUUCCCAUUUAGAUGGGUCAUAAUUCAGUUCGGUGCGUUCAUCGUGCUUUGUGGAUUAACACAUUUCAUCUCUAUUUGGACGUAUGGACCCCAUUCCUACGCUGUUGUCAUGGCACAAACGGUACUCAAGAUUCUCACCGCAGUGGUUUCUUGUGCGACUGCAAUAACGUUGGUGCACAUUAUUCCCGAACUAUUGCACGUGAAGGUGCGAGAAUUAUUCUUGAAACAUAAAGCUGCAGAGCUUGACAGGGAAAUGGAUAUAAUAAAAACGCAGGAGGAGGUGGGACGGCAUGUGCGAAUGUUGACUCAUGAGAUUCGUAUGUCUUUGGAUCGUCAUACUAUUCUAAAUACUACCCUCAUCGAGCUUGCAAAGACUCUUAGUCUUGAGAAUUGCACUGUCUGGAUGCCGAAUGCCGAUGGCAAUGCUCUGGAGCUGUCUCACGAGUUGGAGAGGAGACUGGUGCAAGUUCCCAUCACCAUUCCUGCCGGAGAUUCUUCAGUUCAACUUAUUGUGCAGACUAGAGCCGCUGUGAUAAUACCUCCGACAUGUGGUCUUGGACGAGAAAGUAAUCACCGCCUCCUGUCAGGAGCAAUGGCAGCUGUUAGACUUCCUCUGCUCCAUGUUUCCAAUUUCAAGGGGGGAACACCUGAGACCUUUCAUGCGUCAUACGCGAUCAUGGUCCUCGUUUUGCCCGGCGAAAGUGGGCGCCAGUGGAGACCACAUGAGCUUGAGAUGAUCGAAGUCGUUGCAGACCAGGUUGCCGUUGCACUCUCUCAUGCCGCAGUUUUGGAGGACUCUCAGCGCACUAGAGACAAACUUGUGGAGCAGAAUAAAGCACUGCAGCAAGCAAGGCUGGAAGCAGAGACAGCAAUCAGGGCAAGGAAUGAUUUUCUGGCCGUGAUGAACCACGAAAUGCGCACGCCAAUGCAUGCAAUAAUUGCACUCUCAUCCUUACUUCAGGAAGGAAACUUAACCAUGGAACAGCGAGCCAUGGUGGAUACAGUUGUGAAAAGCAGCAGCCUUUUGUCCACUCUGAUCAAUGAUGUUCUGGAUUUUUCAAGACUAGAAGAUGGAAGCUUGAUUCUUGAGCUCGCACCAUUUGACUUGCUUACGGUGUUGAGAGAAGCAGGAAACCUGGCGAAACCUAUGGCAAGGGGUAAAGGCUUGGAAUUUUUCUUUGAGAUUGCAGAUGAUGUUCCUACACAUGUAAUCGGUGAUGAGAAGAGGCUUCUGCAAACCUCCUUAAAUGUUAUAGGUAAUGCUGUCAAGUUUACCAAGACCGGAUUCGUCACAGUUGUGAUUUCAGUCGAGAAAGGCGACGGAAGGAUGGAUCCUCGAUACCCAUCCUGGAGGCCUUGUUUAGGUGAAGGCUAUGUGUACCUUCGAAUUGAGGUACAGGAUUCCGGAUUGGGUCUCCGAGAGUGUGACAUUCCUCGACUAUUUCACAAGUUUGUACAGGCUGAUAGCACGACUACCCGCAACUACGGUGGAACAGGAUUGGGACUUGCAAUUUGUAAGAAGUUUGUCCAGCUUAUGCAUGGUCACAUCUGGAUUGAAAGUGAAGGAUUGGGUAAAGGCUCAACCGUCACAUUCAUCAUCAGGCUACAAUUGAUGCCAACAUCUGGAAAGAGGGAAAGGACCGCACGCGAGGAACAGUUGAACAGAGUGGACCUGAAAGGCCUGAAAGUGCUGGUCACGGAUGAUAACUCUGUUAACCGCAUUGUCACUCGCAGGUUACUAGACCGACUCGGUUGCAAUACAACUGUUGUGGAAUCAGGUCAUCAGUGCUUGGCAACUUUAUCUCAACCAGGCAGUUCAUUUGAAGUUCUGCUACUGGAUCUUUGCAUGCCAGAGAUGGAUGGUUAUGAGGUAGCCAUGCGAAUCCGCCAAAGGUUUCGGCCUGAGGAUCGACCUUUGGUGGUGGCUCUCACAGCGAACACCGACAAAGACACCCGUGAUCGUUGUUUACAGAUUGGAAUGGAUGGCGUUGUUCUGAAGCCAAUCUCUCUAGGGGACAUGAGCACAGAGCUUUGCAAGCUUCUUCGGAAGACCACACACAGUGGAAACCUUAGAUAGCAUUCUCAACUUGGUCAAGAAUUUGGUCCUCUGUACCAUACUCCACAAUUUUCGUACUCAGGUAAAGAAAACUCUGGAGCAAGUCAUGUUGCAAACACGCAUGCUUAGGUGAAUAGAUAGAUAGUUAAGUUUGUGUUUUCUGCCCAAACCAACGUCAAGAUACUGAAUCAUGGUCGGCGGAUAAGGUCAAAUAUCAUGUAAAGCUGAUGUUGUGGCGGUUUUUGCACCUAUUCAUUCUUGUUGUACCAUCUGAUAAUUGUGAUCUCACACAUGCAAUGUACAAUAGAUCAUUGCAGACCAGUGGAAUGGAUUCACAGAGCUGCCAUGUGGGACUGCAGUCACCAGCAGGUGAGUAGGAGUUAGCAGCUGCAGAGUGUACAGAGUGUUGAUUCAAGACAGAUUGCCAUAUGAUCAAAGGCCGGUUGUAAAAGUGUCGGACUUUGACCAGUCUUCUCACUUGUUCGAUGAUAUGAUGUGUAUGUAAAGGUUACGUUAAUCGAAGACUAAGAAUGCUGAAACAUGGAGCUAUUGUUGCAGUUACACUAGAUUGAAAAGAACAAAAGUAGCUGUUUUAUUUCGUCUUCUUCAUUUGACCCCUGCGUGGAUAAGCUGCAAGAAGCAACGGGUGUGGCCGAUCGUAUGGGCAGAACAGUCGACAUGAAUAAAACAUCCAUUCAUUGGAUCAGCUGAC
Molecule: messenger RNA, 4976 nt
Organism: Marchantia polymorpha subsp. ruderalis
Lineage: Eukaryota; Viridiplantae; Streptophyta; Marchantiopsida; Marchantiales; Marchantiaceae
Source: the annotation of a GenBank genome assembly